Messenger RNA from Stegodyphus dumicola, 2807 nucleotides. RefSeq lists its product as uncharacterized. The record is from RefSeq and is a predicted model, not a curated record. NCBI's taxonomy places the organism in Eukaryota, Metazoa, Arthropoda, Arachnida, Araneae, Eresidae.
CAAGCAUACGAGUGAGCGAGACAGCUGAACUGAAUAGGCAAUAUUCAUAAAUUUCGUAUUGUAUAGGAAAUACGAAAAUCACAGAGAUUCCCAUGCAGUCGAGAUUUGAACCUGUGAAAGACUUGGGUAACCAAAUUAUAUUAGGUGUGAAAUUAUUCCUGACCAACUUACGAAGUUGACCUAAAAGGAGGAGAAACUUUUCUUUCCCAUGAAGAAAGGAAAAUGCAGAGCAACGAAGAUGACCUCGAAACCGUGCGGUCUAACUUGACAGAUGAUCGUGGUCGCUCCAGAUCCCCCGCCACAACCAAGUUCCCACCGUAUUUUGUUCCCCGCCGCCCACGUGUUAUCAAGAUGCGUGACCUGAGUCCUGCCACCAGAAACAUGCUUACCAAAGAGUACUACGACGCUUAUGAUCCUUGGACGGGUAUACGCAUCGCAGCUACGUUGGGUAUUUUGAUCAGCCUUUUCACACUCUUCCUUAUCUACAAAAGCAGGUUUAACAAAAGCAAAAACGUCUUACUUCCUUCCAAAAAGACGUCUCUCUACCUCUACGAUGACGAUAUAGCGGAUGGUGAUUUGGGAAGUCUUGGAUCUAGUGAUCAUUCCAGUGUGCUUGGUUACCCUUUCACUUAUAAUAAAAACAGCGCUGUCGAUAGGAUGGGAUUUCAUAUUCCUGAAGGAUUUCAGCUGGAAGAAGUUCUCGUUAAGUCUUCCCUUGUGGAGUGCGUAGCUCUCAAAGUGCACCCUUCUGCAAAGAAAACCUCGAAAGGACCCAAAUUUGGGACCCUGAGAAUAACGGAGGAUGCCUCUAGGAGCCUGCCAUGCUCGCCUUACAAACAACAACAACAAGCUUCCCCAAAUACGGACGUCAAAGUUCCCCACAGUCCAACUUAUUCCACAGAUCCCUUAUCUCUAGUGGGAAGUAUCACUUCUUUUGGAUCUACAGAUACCAGCGACAGCGGUAGAAAACAAGGUAACAAAGAAACUAUAACUAAGAAUGUUUUGAAAUCUCCUAGGAGAGCAUCGGCGUCCGCCGAAGUAGGAAAAUCUUGCCCUAAAUCUCUGGUGGUGACAGCUAAGAAACCUCAGGACUACAGAAGUCGUAGUACUGUUGUAGCCAUUGCCAGACGGAAGAGAACAUCUUGAAAUCAGACAGGUGUUAUUAACUAGUCUCAUAAAUUUUGUCUGAACUGGAAUACCAUAUUCCAAUCUGAUGCACGUAGACUGCACGCUGAUAUGAUUAAUCUGGGUGAGCAGCUAUUAUUCGAUGGAUUUGUGUAUUAGACAAUCCAGUGUUAACCCCGACCUACUCCAACUGCAGUGCAGCAGCAAACAACUAAAAGAAAAAGACUCUCAAUAUCAUUCAUUUAACACAUUGAAAAUUUGCGUUUUUAGUAAAACAUUAAAUGAUGAUUUUAUCAAUUUUGUUUUCGGAAGAAAUAUUUAACUUAAAGAUCUAAAUACUAAACCUUCUCCUCCAAAGUGGACUGAUAAAACUGUAGACUAGCUCUUUUCAUUUGACUGAGUCAUUUUCUAACUAAAUGUUGUGAACUGCUGAAAGAGAAAAAAAAUCUGUUGUUUAUAAACCGAUAUAAAACCCAAAUCACUAUGCAAAAUCCCUUCACCAGCAUUGCCUCGUGCUUAGUCCUAAGCUAACAUCUGAAGAGAAAGCAGUAGAUACCAACAAAUUAAACUUUUUUUUUACAUCAAGCGUAAUAUAAAACGAGUUAAUAGUUUGGUCAAAUUGUGUUUUUGUACAUAGCGAGAAUUUCAUAAGGUUAGAUUCAGAUCAUAUUAUCUGGUCUAAUCUGUUCAGCUGAAAGCUUUUUCAUUGCUGCGCGUAAUUAUUACACAUGUUUUUGUAAAGAAUAAAUUUUAUUUGGAGUGAUUCGGAGACUGGCUAAAGUAAUUACCGUAAUUUUACUGCAAUCUGUAUAGUUAUGUUUUGGCACAAAUGCAUCUAAUGACAAGCGCGAAUGCGAAAAGUAAAAGAAUUCUGCAUUCAUGAGGACACUUCAUUAAAAAUCAAAAUAUGAAAAGACACGAAGUGAUAAAACAUAUUUCUACUUGCCUGUGCAUUUAUCCAAAACAAAUGAAGAGCAGUUGUGGUGUUUAAAUUUUGCCUCAUUUCUAAAUUUUAGCUAACUUUAAAAAAAAACGCAACAAGUAAGUAUUUGAUCCUUUUGCAGAAAAACUAGACUGGAAAGCAUCGCAUUUGUAGUUCUAAGUUUUUUUAUUACUUUUAUAUAAAACAUUUCAAAUCGUAAUUGGAAUAUGCUUAUGGAAGGCAAUUAAAACGAAGGAAAAUUAGUUCCUUUUUAAAAAAUUAAAGAAAUCUAUGCUGAUGAGUGGGUCAAAAGUUUGACAAUGGUACUUUUGAUACUAUAAUAAGAGUCAAAACACGGAAAAUAAAUUAUUACAAAGAUAGUUUAUAUUAUAUUGCAUUAAAAAUUCGUUAGAAUUUAGGAACAUUUGUUGUAGGUUACUAAUUGUUGUUACAAAAUUUAAGAAAACAUUAUUUCGACUGCAAAUCUGCUUAAACUGGCAAUAAUGAGUAUUCUUCUACUUCCAAAAAAAGUGUAGGUGACAUUUUAAUCUUAACACAGCGUUUCUGUUCUAUUUCAGUGCUAAAUGUAUGGUACUCUGGAUUAUCAUGUAAAAAACAAUAAUUUUAUUCUUCAAUCAAAUGAACCACUUAGUAAUUAAGUAAUGUUGCAAAUUAUUAAGCCCGGUUUUGACGUAGUGAAACUAUUUUAUGCUCAUGAACAAUAUCGUCAUUGACAAAUAAACAGAUGAUCCUAGCCAAA